Puntigrus tetrazona (Sumatra barb) is the source of this 807-nucleotide messenger RNA. It is a transcript of the gene ccdc110, whose product is annotated as myosin heavy chain, cardiac muscle isoform. The transcript has a single exon. The record is from RefSeq and is a predicted model, not a curated record. Lineage: Eukaryota; Metazoa; Chordata; Actinopteri; Cypriniformes; Cyprinidae. The coding region runs from base 1 to 807 and encodes 268 amino acids.
AUGGACAGCAAGUCUCAAGCAGCCACAAACUUUAAAGGCGCUGUGUGUCUUGAGGAUGAUAGUUUGAAGAAGAAAGAACAAGAAGCAGGCUGUGCUAAACCCAGCCGUAAGUGCCCGUUUGAGGCAUAUUUAGAAAAGUGCACACGAUUAGAGAAGGAAAACCUAGAGGUUAAGAAGAAGCUCGAAAAGAUGGAGACCUACUCAAGAGAAUGCAAAACAGAGCUGCAGAAAUUUGUGAAGAGGUUUAAAGGGUUUAAAAACAUAAACAAGGACCUGGAUACAAAAAAUAAACAACUUCUGAUUAAAAACCAGCAAAUGAGGCAAAGAAUAACGGAGGUCUUGAAGCAGAACAGACCUCAGUCUGAAGAUGUGCAGAGUCAGGAGAAGAAACAAGUAAGAGAAACAGAGAGGGUAAGCAACUUAACAGAACCAGUCCGGAAGUCUCAUGGAACGAAACAGGAUUCAGAAAUAACCGAAGAGAGGAAGAUCCUAACUCAGCUACAACAGGAAAAUCAGGCUCUAAGAGAGAGACUGGACCGCAGCGGUCAAGUCAUAAAAGAUGCUGAAAGUAGAGCAGAGAGAGUUCAGGAGGAGCUGGACGUACUAGAGAGCUGCCUGCUCACUGUGCAGACUGAGAGGAAUCUCCUGCGGCAGGAAGUAAAGAGGCUUCAUAAGGAAUAUAUCAGCCUUACUAACAUCAUCUCAGUGCAGCUGAAAGAAAACAACAAAGCUGCCGGUCUCAGGGAAACCCCUGAGAGCCCUUUACGGUUCACCACGGUAAAGCCCACCAGCUCAGCAUCCAGGUAA